Messenger RNA from Pangasianodon hypophthalmus (striped catfish), 2396 nucleotides. RefSeq names its product glutaminyl-peptide cyclotransferase-like a (gene qpctla). The record is from RefSeq and is a predicted model, not a curated record. Gene Ontology annotation, molecular function: glutaminyl-peptide cyclotransferase activity; zinc ion binding. The transcript has 7 exons. The coding region runs from base 533 to 1750 and encodes 405 amino acids. Lineage: Eukaryota; Metazoa; Chordata; Actinopteri; Siluriformes; Pangasiidae.
UUGUCUACGUCACACGGAAAAGAAACCCGGAAGUGCAGCAGUGCUCAGCAGACUGUCAGUGUUGUACAGUCAGCAUGGAUAAUGCAAAUAUUUAAUUCAAAACCUCAUGCCUGGUAUCAUGGGGAAUAAAACUAGUGUUUUAUCGGCGGUUUUAGCAAUGUUAAACGAAUAAAAAGGCAUGAUAAUAAAACUAAAGUGAGGUUAUUUACCUAAAGCUACUGUACCGCUGGGAAACUGUGCAGCUGGAUUUAACACACCGCGUUCCGGUCAAAGGUCACAGCUGUUUGCUGUUUAAAUUUGAAUACUUCUAUAUAUUUUUGUCUUCGUCUGUGGUGUCAUGUGUGAUUUAACAUGGCCGUUAUGGAGGCGUUCACUGGAGCGGGUUAGUGUGCAGCUUUGCAAUGCCACGUCUACUUAAGUGUGACGGUGGUGUUCACUGCAGUCGUGCACAAUAACAAUAACACACAACAAUAACACACACAUCCCGCGCGACUUUACUGUUGGCCCAAAGUCAUCCGAGUCUCCGGAAACAAUGGCGAAAAGUGGCCGGAGGAGUCGAGCUGCACAGGUGAACGGUGGUGCGGGUGCUGCUGGUGGUGUCUCCAUGUCCGGUUGUGCGCCGACAGGAGCGUUUCGCGCUCGUGCUUUCCGGCUGUGGCUGUGGCGCGCGCUGCCGCUGAUCCUGAUCCUGCUGAUGCUGAUGUUGAUCUUAGGCUCUUACCUGUGCAGCUACCCCGGCAUCACUGACAGCCCGAAACACAGCGCAGAUCUGCUUAAGGACAAGUUCUCCCACAAGCCCAGGAAGUUAUCUCUGGCCCAAGUGCGCCAGCUUGCCGCUCAGGUGGAUGGUGCUCGGCUUUGGGAGACGCACCUGCGGCCCAUGCUGAUCGAGAGGGUGCCGGGUACAACAGGCAGCAAAGCCGUACUCCAGCACAUUGUCUCCCAGCUGCGCUCCCUCUCUGCAGGCUGGACUGUAGAGAAGGACUCAUUCCAGGCAUCUACUCCCAAAGGACCCGUAACUUUCAGUAACGUGCUGGCCGUGCUCGACCCCUCUGCCCCACGCAGGCUCCUCCUUGCCUGCCACCAUGACUCCAAAAUCUUACCACGAGACCCCAGAGACCCACAGCAAGUGUUUAUUGGGGCCAGUGACUCUGCCGUACCCUGUGCCAUGCUGCUGGAGUUGGCAUCAGCGCUGGACACGCAGCUUAGAGCUCUGAAACAGCAGAGGCCUGCGGUGACACUGCAGCUUGUCUUUUUUGACGGAGAGGAGGCGUUUGAGGAAUGGACAGAUACAGACUCUCUGUACGGCUCACGUCAUCUGGCUGAGCUCAUGGCCCAAACAGCUCAUCCUCCAGGCUCCACACACACCACGCAGCUGCAGGCAGUGGAUCUGUUUGUGCUGCUGGACUUACUCGGAGCUGCAGAGCCACUGAUUGUCAAUCAUUUCGAUAACACUGCGCGCUGGUUUGACCGACUUAUUGCUGCAGAGAGGAGGCUGCACCGCCAGGGCUUACUGUCAUCUCAUCGUUCAGAACAAAACUACUUCAGGAAGGACGUUUAUCUGGGACCAGUGCAGGAUGACCACGUUCCGUUCUUGCUUCGAGGUGUACCGGUACUGCACUUGAUCUCAACACCAUUCCCUCCAUUCUGGCACACGCUGCAGGACACGGAGGAGAACAUGCACCGGCCCACGGUCGAGAACCUCACCAAAAUCCUAGCCAUCUUCCUGGCUGAAUACUUGCACCUCUGAGCCGACUCAGACUCUCCUCUUAAACACACACACCUGUGGAGUGGCAUUCUAUAUGUUACAGACACGGCAUCAGCUGUGGAAGUGUGGUACGAUUAGUUUAAGGUUUUUUUGUUUUGUUUUUAUCUGCUGAAACAAGAGCCAUAAACACACAUGCUUUGGCAGCUGUUUCAAUCAGUAAUCCACACUAAAAAGACUUUUGGACCACAGACAUUCAGCCAAAGACUGUGGUAAGCCUGUUCAUUUGACUUACUGCGUAAGUUUGAGCCAUUAAUUGCUAACUGUUGCAAAUGCAGUGCUGGUUAGAUUUGAAUGUAUCUUAAUAAUAACAAUGUUGUUAUUAAGCUUUCAGCAGGACCUGUGAGACUGAGAAUGACCUCAUAUUUCAAUUCCGGUGAAAUGGGAAUAUUUGGAGCUGGUUUUAAACCAACUGUCAGUACCAAACUCUACUUACUGAUAGACCAUGUGCUGUUGCCAGUGCCUAAUCUGGAACUGUUACGCAUGUUUCCUCUUAAAUUAGUUAAAAUUAAAUUGAGAAAAAACCUGCAACAAACUGAAUGUUAGCUAGACUGCUGAAGGUAAUGCUAACAAAACUUUCUUUGAGCAGCUACACACUUAAAAUAAAUAGCAAUAAAACAUCUAUGUCUUA